AUGCAAGAAACAAAGCAAGAGGGCAUCCCGUUCUUCAUCUUGCAUUUCCACUUACUCUCUAAAUCUGGCCUCCCCACAUCACGUUAUCAUCAGGCACGACAGCAAAUGCCAUCCGCUCUCCGUAUUCGAGUUCCGUCCCCGCAGCUGCCAGAGGUGCAGAAAGGGCAGGGAAUGGAUUCUAUCAGCGACACCGCAUCCAAGGCCCACAAGGCAGGACGCCCAGUUCUUCUCUUGGUUUAUGAGAUGCCGGAAUGGUUCCGACUUAAAUCCAACAAGUGGAUUCUCCAUGGCUAUCGGCCCAUCUCGGGCUCGGCUCGCGCUUCGUUCUGCAGUUGGUCGUAUAUUCACAACGAGUCAGUCAAUCUCUAUUCUCACCUCAUCCCGGCCGUUUUGUUCCUGCUCGGCGAGUGGUAUAUCCAGCGGUACCUUGCCAGCAGAUACUCCCGGGGUCACCGGCGCUGA
Messenger RNA from Penicillium daleae, 462 nucleotides. Its product is annotated as hemolysin-III family protein. Gene Ontology annotation, molecular function: signaling receptor activity. Bases 1 to 462 code for a protein of 153 amino acids. The record is from RefSeq and is a predicted model, not a curated record. Gene Ontology annotation, cellular component: membrane. The transcript has a single exon. Lineage: Eukaryota; Fungi; Ascomycota; Eurotiomycetes; Eurotiales; Aspergillaceae.